GGCCUCCACCGGCCAGGCCAGGUCAAAACUUACUUAUGAACCCCAUGUUGAGCCGAAACGUCUUGGUCCCCACCACCAUCUGCUAGUCAGAUAUUCUCUUUCAUAACACCAUCUGCCUCGGACCGAUCUACCUUUAGGAAUGUGCUCUACACCUCGGAAACCUAGGUUCGCUGAGCCGCGACAUUUUGAAUACCACCGCGAGUUGAAAAGAUGGAGUUGUACCAUGUGCACGCCGAGCCUAGUGGACGCGGAGAAUAACAGCAUGACUGUUCAAGAAGCUCUAAAACACGAGAAGACACUCAAACACAAAGAGAACGUGCAUGCUCGGGAGGUAUGGAACGAGCCACCCGAAGUUAAUGACUGGAUAAAUGGAGAUGGGGAACUCGUUGAGGGCCGGGUGACGGGGUCGACGCAGUAUGUCGACCACCAAGGCGACUUCAUUCCGUUCUGGCAAAAAUCAAUUGAAGCCGCUGAACAUGGCGUAACACUACGAUUUGAGAAAUACUUCAGCAUGCUUAAGGAGAAAAGAGAAGAGGAGAACUGUUGGAACGUCGAGCUCCCGUCUUGGGCUGUAGAGCCCCUGGAACGGGUGGACGAUAAAGAUCGUUCAUUCGCGUCGGAUCGUCGACGUUCGUCGAUAUCUGACCAUGGACUUAAUCCCGACGAAUUAAUUAAAGAAGUUGCGGAGAGCUAUCGUUUGAGCUCUGAGCGAAAGGAUCGCUUGUGCGCUUUUUGUAAAAUGCCUACGAAUGAAAAGGUGAGGCAUAUUAACGAGCUUAUUGAUGCACUACGCGGAUCGCACGUUUCUGCGCCGAUUCAACGCGGAAGAGGGGGGUUGGCUAUUUAAAUCUUCAUCCGUUGAUGGACUUCUUAACACAAAGCCAAUGCGUCUCCUUUGUAACGACUUGUUCAUGUGUAUGAUUCCAACGAAUUCUUU
Messenger RNA from Fomitiporia mediterranea MF3/22, 937 nucleotides. RefSeq lists its product as uncharacterized. The transcript is spliced from 3 exons. The record is from RefSeq and is a predicted model, not a curated record. The coding region runs from base 224 to 847 and encodes 207 amino acids. Lineage: Eukaryota; Fungi; Basidiomycota; Agaricomycetes; Hymenochaetales; Hymenochaetaceae.